Perkinsus marinus ATCC 50983 is the source of this 714-nucleotide messenger RNA. RefSeq lists its product as hypothetical. The coding region runs from base 1 to 714 and encodes 237 amino acids. The transcript has a single exon. NCBI's taxonomy places the organism in Eukaryota, Perkinsozoa, Perkinsida, Perkinsidae. The record is from RefSeq and is a predicted model, not a curated record.
AUGACUCAGGUCUUCUCUAUCAUCAUCAAGGAAGGUGUACUCGCUGCCGGCUCUCUUUGGCAAGAGAUUGUUUACUACUUUGCUGAGCUCGGCCUUCACCCCAGCUACUUCAAGCACUUCACCAGUGCUCAGAUUGCCAGACACCUUCAUUGCCUUAUCGCUGCUAAGAAGGUUGCUCAGGCUACUGAGUCUGACUAUAUCCAUUUCGAGAUUGAGGAUGCGGAUUCGGCUUUCUAUCUCACCACUAUGGAGCCUGAGAAGGUCGCCAUCACUGAUGCCAAGGUUGCCGAGUACAUCAACACUGCUCAGGAUUGUGGCUUCUCGGUCACCUUCCUCAAGUCUGAGAAGCCUCCCAUGCCUGAAGGAAAGUUCCCUCUUGGCGUCUUUGUUGUUGAUAAACAACAGUUUGACUCCAGUGUCAAGUUCGAGGACAUGAUGGAUGAGACCGAUCUCCAGCUUGUGGCUACCCCUCGAUUCCUUCAGGAGAGAUCCGUUGAAGUACAGAAGCUUUACCAGACUCUCAUUGACGAGACCAUGGCUACUCGAAACACUGUUGUUAAGGUGUUCGAUGCUCCUACUAACUUGGCUCAGAAGUCCGGCGCCCAAGUGUUGCAGCUUGCUGCCUUCGAUGUGGAUCGUAAGGGAAGUGCUUACAUCUCUGAGAUCAACGAAUGCUUCCGUUCCCAUAAUGUCGAGCCUAAGAGUUCUAUGUAG